UAAUAUCAAACAGAACCUUUCGCGGACACAGAAAAGCAAAAGUAGUAGAAGAAGAAAGAUUAAAAAAAAAAAAAACCCGAUGAAUAGUAUAUUUUCGGUCGACGAUUUCUCCGAUCUGUCAUGGCAGGCCACGGUGACCGCUCAUCCUCCGGUGAUGAGUAGGAGUGCAUCGGAGUGGGAGCUGGAAAAGUUUCUAGAAGAAUUCCCGGCCCCUACUUCCUCAUCCGCUAGCGACAACACCGCUGUUCCUUCUGCGGUCUCCCAAUCACCGACUUUAUCGAAGCCGCGGAAUGGUGAAGACGAUGUGGUGGAGAUCGAAAAGCCUGAAAUUCAUCCUCUUCCUCCUCCUGCUUCUCUUCCUCGUAAUUUUCUGCCUCAGCCGUUGGAUCGCGCUUCAUUGGCUCCGACUGAUUCAGAGGACUACCGCGCUUUCCUCAAGUCCCAGCUCGAUCUCGCCUGUGCUGCUGCGGCCAAGUCUCGGGAAUCGAGUGUAAAGCCUGAAGGUGUUUCUUCUUUAGCUGAGGAUCAAACCGUGGCUGCCAAGAAUUUGCCGCCAGGAUCACAAUUUUGUGGUAAUGGUAAUGGUAAUGGUAAUGGUAAUGGUAAUGGUAUAUCCAAGGCACAGAGUGACGCUGAUGGUGGAUCACUUCGCCUUCCAGCAUUAACUUCUACACAGAGAAAACAAGAGAUACCAGCGAGGCAAACAACCAGCGGUUCUUCAAGAGAGGAUUCAGAUGAUGAUGAUCUUGAUGGAGAUACAGGAACCAAUGAACAUAUGGAUCCUGCUGAUGAAAAACGUGCAAGGAGGAUGCAGUCAAAUCGAGAGUCAGCCAGACGUUCAAGAAGAAGAAAACAGGCACAGCUAAAUGAACUCGAAGCACAGGUUGGUCAUCUGAGGGAUGAGCGCACUUCAUUGCUAACUCGCUUAACAGACAUAAAUAAGAAGUGUGAUGAUGCUUCUGUUGACAAUAGAAUUUUGAAUGCCAAUAUUGAAACAUUAAGGACAAAGGUCCAAAUGGCUGAAGAUCAAGUUAAACGAGUGACUGGUUUGAACCCUCUGCUUCUAGCAAGAUCCAACACGCCCAGCAUAGGGAUGCAGUUUGUUGCUGGUCAAACCGAUGCAUCUGCGGGUGUUGCUGUGCCGAUGCAACCAAACAACAACCAUUUCUUUCACCAUUCAGUUCCUAAUAUCCCCUCCAGUGCUCAACAUUUGCAAGGACUAAACAAUAGCUGCCAUAACAACAAUCUAACUUCUCUUGCCACAAAUCCGCAAGGUGAUAAUGGAACAAGUAAUAUUGGUGGAAUGCCCUCUAUGCAGCAGUUAACAGCUACUGGGCAAGCUAUGGCUGAUACGGCUCCCAUGCAACAUGUACAAAAGCAAACUGUUCCUAGGGUCGGGCCAGCGACUUUGCCCAGUGGCAACAAAGUUCUUUCUCAUCCAGUUGCAAAGGAUAAUAAAAAGAAAUGACUCAAAUGCUUCUCCUAUUACUGCUGGUUGAAGUUAGGGUUUGGAAAAGGUUAUUUCAUGGUACAAUUAUUGGUUCAAAUAAUUAUGGGAUUUUCAACUUUAUAUUAGGCCUUUUUAUUAAUUUUAUAAAUAAGUGUUUUCACCUAA
This is a messenger RNA of Hevea brasiliensis (rubber tree), 1615 nucleotides long. RefSeq names its product light-inducible protein CPRF2. Gene Ontology annotation, molecular function: DNA-binding transcription factor activity. NCBI's taxonomy places the organism in Eukaryota, Viridiplantae, Streptophyta, Magnoliopsida, Malpighiales, Euphorbiaceae. Gene Ontology annotation, biological process: regulation of DNA-templated transcription. The transcript has 6 exons. The record is from RefSeq and is a predicted model, not a curated record. Bases 80 to 1468 code for a protein of 462 amino acids.